UUGGGGCGGCAAAAACAGUAGAGCCGGCCCUGAUUAGGGGUUACCUUUCCAGUGUUUCUCUGCAACCACAAGGGCUAGAAAUGACUGUUCUUUUUUUAUUACAAGCUGUGAUUCUCUCAUAUUCACAUGACUCCAGGAGCUGGGGCUUUAACCAAAACAACAGUUAUGGCCAGUCUUGCAAGGCUGGCAACACUGCACCCCAUGCUGUAGCCCUGGGCUGGGGAGUGUUUGAUUCAGUGGUUGCUCACUAAAGGCACACGUGGUCUCUGCUUUCAGAGCAGGAUCUGCUUGGGCAGAGACUGGGAUGCGAGAUCAACACUCAAGCGAGAGGAAUGUGCUGGUGGCAAAUGGGCCAUGUGCUGGCAGUAAGUGUGUUCGUUCUCUGGGCCCGGCCCUUUAAGGAAAUGGUAUUUGGGAGCAACGCCUCCCUACAAACUUGACUGGGCUGGUCCCAGCAAGCUAGGCCAGCUGUAUACAAGACAUCCCUUCCCAGCCAGCUGGGAGGAGGCUGCAGGCUGAGGGGCAGGGACUGGAGGAGCAUCGGCGCCAGGCAGAGGAGCGUGUGAGGCAGACAGGCUGGAGCGCAGCAGGGAUCCGGAGCCCAGCAGAGCGAGUGGGAACCCAGGGGAGCCGGGGUGGGACGCGACCCCUCCGCUGUCUCAGUGAUGAGCUGCCUGGCUGACCCUGCCACCAGCUCCGGGAAACUCAAGAAGAGCAAGAAGAAGAUGCUGGAGCCGAAGAAGUGGCAGAGCCUGGAGGAGACGGGGAGCGAUGCCCCCCAGCCAAGGAGACGCCCCAGCCUCUCCAGAUCAAAGACCUAUGACCCAUCCUUCUCCAAAGAGACCGAACAGGAGCCGACGCUGGGCAGGCAGAGGGUCACCUCGUCCGCUUUAGCCAAGCGCCUGGCGAGCUACCACAAGGCCUUCAAGGAGAUGCCCGAGGAGGAGUCCCUACUGGACAGUGUCUCCUGUGCCUGGCAAAGGGAAGUCCCCUAUCACGGGCGCCUCUACAUCUCCCAGAACUACAUCUGCUUCCACUGCAGUAUGCUGCUCCGGGACGUCAAGGUGGUGAUCCCCGUCUCCUCUGUCGCCAUCCUCAAGAAGGCGAACACGGCGCUGCUGGUGCCCAACGCCCUCAGCAUUCGGACCGCCGAGGGCGAGAAGGUGCGAGCAGAGGGCAAGUUUCUCUUUGUCUCCAUGCGGACCCGGGAGGCCACGUACCAGCUGCUGCGAUCGGUCUGCAAACACCUGCAGGACGGGAGCACGAGCAGCAGCCCCCCGGCCUCGCCCGCCAACACCAGCUCCGAGCUCUGCGAGAAGGCUCUGACCUCGAGCCAGUCGGACCUGGAGCUGAACCCCGCUGAGUCUGACGGCCUCCUGGACCAGCAAGAUGGGCUGGGCCCGAAGCAGAGCAGAGAGAAUGAGGGCAAGGAGACGGCAGCGCCGAGCACAGGGGGCACGUGGGCAGGCAGGCAGAUGAAGAAGAAGCCCAGGGGCUGGUGGGCGCAACUGAGCACCCUCAACGUCGUCAUCCUCAUCUACCUGCUGCUGGUGGUGGUGUUGCUGCUGUCCUCGGGGUACAUUGGCCUGCGGAUCGUGGCACUGGAGCAGCAGCUGAUGGCAAUGGGGGCCUGGCCGGAGCUCGACCUACAGCAAUACAAGACGACCUGAAACCAGGGAGGAGUCAGGCUGCACUCAGCACCGGAGCCUCGUGCCCGAAGGACCAGGCUUGCGGCUGGCAGAUGCCACCCCUGCCAAAUGGGCUGGAAUCCCACGGCUCUCCCCCUCACCCUGAGCUGGGUCUUGCCCUCAGCAGAGCUGGGGCUGAUUUUUAAGGAGACCAGGGGAGGGAAAUGAACCGACAAGGCCUGGACCAGGAACAACUCCUCGUCGAUGAAAUGCAGACACAGCAGUGCUGGUGCUGAUGCAGAGGACAAGUUGAACGUCUCCUUCUGAGCGGUCGGGCACUUAAACCGUGUGCCUUAAAGCGCCCCUGUGCUGGGUUCAACAGCGCACCAGCUUCCCCUUGGUAACCUGCACAAGCCCUGCUGCAGCUGAUCCCUGCCCAGCCGCAGGGUUUGCAACCUCAGCUGUAACGGACACUGGGCCUGACUGCCCUGAGCAAGCAACUCUCACGCAACCUUCAGCUGAGGCAGCAAAACUCGAUGGACUCGGUCCUUGUGCCAAAAAGGAAAUGGGCGUUUUCGGCUUCCGCCGGGGGCCCUUGGCCCCUGGAGAGCGUGAGAAUAUCCAGCUGGGUGGGGAGGGGAGCCCUGCCCGAGUGAGCGACGCUGCCUGGCUCUCACAGCAGCUGUGCAAUGCAAUGGCGCUGCAAGGCACAAGCCUCCUGCUGACCUCCUGUCCAGCACCGAGCGUCACCCCCUGCUGCUGUCUGAGACACCCUGGGCUCGGGCGUGCUCAGGGCCCCUCCUGGGGAGAUGGGGCUCCCUCCGGGCAUGGGCUGCUGUGGGAAGCAGCUGCUGUCAGCCUCCAGGGGCCCCAGCCAGGCCUGGAAUUCACCUCUGUCCCGCCUGCGGGAGAUGGGGCUGCUAGGUCCCCUAGGGGGUUACGGGUCCCCUGCAGCUGUUGGGAGGACCAUGGCAAAGCUUGGGCCGCGGGCUCUGGUCAGUUACAGGCAGGGGGCUGGGGGUCCGGGUCAUAGCACUGAACCAGUGGGUACGGCCCCCGCCCCAUUCGUUCAGGAACCAAGCCCAGCGCCCCGGUGCCCAGCCGGUGCCUAGAGCAGAACAAGGGCCCGAACCAACCCGCUGGUGCCAACCGCCCCAGGCUGGGGUGAGAAUCCAGCUCGGCCUCGCGCCCUGUGCCCCUGGGCUGGACUAGCCGGCCCCUCCCCUGCUCUCCAUUCGGCUUGGCACAGCCCCUUCCUCCAGUGCCUGGUGCUGCAGGCCAGCUCUCAGGUGGUGCCAGGGGAGAGUCUGGGGUAAAGGGCUGGGUUCUGUUAUUAAUAAAGACAAGCCAGCCCCACA
This is a messenger RNA of Malaclemys terrapin pileata, 2986 nucleotides long. RefSeq names its product GRAM domain-containing protein 2B-like. Lineage: Eukaryota; Metazoa; Chordata; Testudines; Emydidae. The transcript is spliced from 13 exons. Bases 666 to 1670 code for a protein of 334 amino acids. The record is from RefSeq and is a predicted model, not a curated record.